Messenger RNA from Haliotis rufescens (red abalone), 2033 nucleotides. Its product is annotated as organic cation transporter protein-like. The record is from RefSeq and is a predicted model, not a curated record. NCBI's taxonomy places the organism in Eukaryota, Metazoa, Mollusca, Gastropoda, Lepetellida, Haliotidae. Gene Ontology annotation, biological process: transmembrane transport. Gene Ontology annotation, molecular function: transmembrane transporter activity. Bases 165 to 1898 code for a protein of 577 amino acids. Gene Ontology annotation, cellular component: membrane. The transcript is spliced from 9 exons.
UGUUGUUUCAACACAAAGCGUGGAUGGAGUGGAGUCAACUUGCUGAGUUCACAACACAGAGCAGAGAACACCUUCACCUCAGAGCAGAGAACACCCCCAACACAGAGCAGAGAACACCCCCAACACAGUCAUCCUAAGAAGAACCGUAUUCUCCGUAUCGUACGAUGCAUCUCGAGAGUCUCAUCGAAGACAUUGGCAGUUUUGGUCGCUAUCAGAGAUGCAUCGUCUGUGUGCUCGCAGUGUGCAAAGGCCUCACCGUCGCACCCAUGAUGACCAUGGCCUUCGCAGGGCUUGAGCCCGAUUGGUGGUGUGAGUCACGUGAUCAGGAUGACGUCGCCAUCUUUACAAAUGGCAGUUACCAAAACUGUCAGUGGAAUGGGACGUGUCAGAGAAUAUUUGAGUCAGAAACGGUAACCAUUGUAUCUGAGUGGAGCCUCGUGUGUAGCAAGAGGUGGAUCAGUAACACUAUCAUCUCCAUACAAAUGGCGGGUGUCCUUCUCGGCAGCGUCAUUGCAGGCUACUGCGCAGACAGAUACGGCCGGAAGAAGGUGGUGUAUGGUGGACUGGUUUUGAGCACCAUCAGCAACAUCAUCGCUGCGUUCUCUGUGUCGUGGGUCAUGUUCGCUGUGAUCCGAGUCAUCAUAGGCACGUCGGUAGGAAUGACCUUGUCUUGUUCCUUUUUGUACCAAAUGGAAUUUGUUGGAAAGAAAUGGCGAGGAGUGUGCGCAGCGAUUCCCUCGUGGUCCCUCGGAAUGGUGCUAUUCGCUACAUUUACUUGGACCACCCGGAACUGGAAGUGGUUGCAUCUCACUAUCGCGGCAUUCAGCAUACCCUUGCUGUUAACUUGGUUUGUGAUGCCAGAGUCACUCCGCUGGUUAGCUGUGAAGGGACAUCUUGAGGAGGCGAGGCGCGUGGCCAACAGGAUUGCGAGGUACAACAAAAGGCCAGUUCCGGACACGUCCAUCCUGGAGCUGAUAGCUCAGGAGGAGAAGGCGGAGGGGGACAAAGCUAAAUCCUACACUUAUAUAGAUCUGGUCAGAACCAGGGCACUGAGGUGGAGAACUGUGAUAACACUCUUUAUUUGGUUCUCCCUGUCCGUCGUGUACUAUGCUAUAUCGUUCGGUGUAAGGAACCUGUCAGGCGACUUCUACCUCAAUCUGAUGAUCAUGGGGCUGCUGGAGCUACCGAUGGCACUUGUGCAGCUCUUCAUGGUCUCAGUGUUCAGCCGGCGUUGGGCGUGCGCCUUACUGUUCGUGCUGUCAGCUGUUACGUGUUUUGGUGUUGCCAUGGUCACAAAGCUUGCUCCCGAGGACAUCAAAGUGCCGCUAGAAAAUGGAUUUGCAAUCUCCGCCAAAUUAUUCAGCAUCAGCGCAUGGUUAUUGGUCCUGGCGCUGUCUAGUGAACAGUUCCCUACUGUGGUCAGAAACUUGGCAGUUGCUGCUCAAAACAUAGUUGCAAGAAUUGGAGGGAUUUUCGCAGCUCAGAUAUUUUCUCUGGGUCCCAAGAACGAUCUGAUGCCACCGUUCGUCGCCAUGGGAAUAUUGAUGACUCUUACAGCACUGUCAUGCUUCUCUCUUGAGGAGACGAGCAAAAUGGCAUUAGAGGACACAAUGAAGAAAUAUACGAUAGAAGUCUCGACCGAAGAGGUUAAAGAAACUCUUCUUCCAAAAGCUAAUACUCUGACAGUGAACGGUAGUGUUGGUGCGAAGGGCGACAGUCCUGAAAUGGAAGAGGAUGGUGCUGAUACCAUACCUUGUGGCGAUGAUGACGAAAGAGGAGGUAUUUGCCAGUCAAAGGUGAAAAUAAUCGUGGAAAUGGUUGAUAACAAUGUACCAGAGAAGGAUGAAGAGGAGGAACCAAGGAGUACCACCUUCAUCAAACCAGAACAAGCCAGCUAGGCCCUGUGAAAGUAACAGUUCAGACUUUGAUCCAUGGUUUUGACAAAGAAAUAAAUAGGAGUGGCAUCUAAGGAUCAAAUUCUGGUUCGUCACUUUGCUAUUUUUCUGAAAAGAAAUAAAGAUGUACAAACAAAA